Symbiodinium sp. CCMP2592 is the source of this 194-nucleotide messenger RNA. Lineage: Eukaryota; Dinophyceae; Suessiales; Symbiodiniaceae. The record is from the annotation of a GenBank genome assembly.
GACUUCAAGGAGAUUUGUGAGAUCCUGCGAAAAGAGCGGCGGGGCGACCCGACCAGGGCCAAGCAGGGUGUGACCUUGGAGGCGGUGACGGCCGCAGAGCCAAACAUCAAGUUCGAGGCUGAAAUGCCCCGUGGCGGCGACCGCGCCUCGCAGAACUCAGGCUCCCAAGGAAACACGAAGGAGCUGAAGACGCA